AUGAGGGUGAACUUUUUAGCAAUGUUCAUGACGGCUGUAAGCAGUAGAAAAGUUUUUUAUAUUAAUUUAAAGGAUGUCAAGUCAGGUGAGGAUUUGUUGAGCCAAUUAUUUGAAAAGGCCCAUCAUUUUCCAGAAGAAACAUCAAACGAGGUGUCCGGGGGUGUAAGCGCAGGAUCAUCCAUGCAUAUGUCCAAUUUAGCACAAAAGGUGGAAGAAAAGGAGAAGGCACAAUCACCGGCUCCUUCCACUGGACAGAAGGCACCAAGCCAGAAACAAUCAGGAGAUAAUAGUGCAACAAAAAAGCAACAAGAGGGAGAUAAAGAAGCCAAGAAGACCCAGGAAAAGGCCAAAAAAGAAGAAAGUAAGCAAAAGAAAAGCGAUUCUAAAGAAGCUAGUCUUCAGAAGAAAGAGGAGCAGAAGCAGCAGAAAGAAGAUAAGCAAAACCAGAAGAAAGAAGAGCAGAAGCAGCAAAAGGAAGCAAAGCAGAAGGAAAAGGAAGCUCAAUCUCAAAAGAAAGCUGACAAGGAGGACACUAAAAAGAAGGCAGAACCAAAGAAAGAAACUAAGAAGGCGGAUAAAGGAAAGCAAGAACCUAACACUACUAAAGAUCAAAAGUCCAAAGACAAAACAUCAGAACAAAAAACUAGCUCUAGUAGUGAUGAGGUUAAGUCUAGUACAAAAAAGUCUCAGGAAGAGAAAUCUACCAGUGUUGAGUCUUCGAGUUCAGCCUCCAAGGCCAUAGAGUCUAAGAGCAAAGAUGAGGUUUCUAGUAUCCACACAUCUUCAAAUUCAAGCAUUUCUGGAAGUACUUCAGCAGCUUCAUCUUCAGACAAAUUAUCAUCUAUUAAUGCAGCUUCUACCAGUGCUAGUAGUGUAGUGUCCACCAAAUUGUCUUCAAGUGCAGUCAAAUCUAGUAGUACAGGAUAUUCGUCAUCAAUACCUCAUUCAUCUAUCAUGUCUUCAUCUGUGAUGGGGAAUGCUUCAUCAGCAUCCUUCUUUCCAUCUUCUGUGUUGUCAUCUGCCAUGGCAUCAUCAGUAGUGUCACAAGUAUCAUCCACCAUACCCCAUUCCUCAAUUGCUGACGUCCUAAAGAAGGCAUCUGAGGUGAACAAGAUCAAAAACCUAAGCUCGGUGGAUGUUAACGACGCACUAGGGAAAUGCCAGGAAUGUGAGAGGGUGGAUCAAGUGCUUGCUUACAAGGAUGGGGAUCAAUACACCGAUUAUUCUGGAAACAUAAAGUUCCAGCAGAAGGACGGUAAGUUGGUUGACAGUUCAGGUUUGUUUGUUGGGAAGGAUUGUGGGUGUUCAAAGGAAGACAUACCUCAGAUUGGAAAGAUAACUGGAACAGGAUUAUAUCAAGACCAAAGUGUCAACAGUAUAAGUUGUCAAAAGCAAGCCAAUGCUAUCGACAAACUAUAUUCGUCUGCAAGCAACAUGGCACAAAGCUCAGGGAGUGCACCAGGGAAAACACUUUCUGCAAGCCCAUCUCAGAAUUCAAAUGGUGGGAUUCCGUCAAGCAAAUCUUCUGGCGCAAGUUCACAAGUAGGGAAUAGCCAAGGAUCUCAAAGCAUACAGCCGGGUUCUUCAGCAGGCAGCAAUCAAGGGCCUCAAAGCAUACAAUCAGGCUCUCCCCAGGGAGCACAGGGUGGCUCCUCUUCUCAGGGUGCACUGCCUAGUCCCUCUCAGCAAAAUGGUCUAAUGUCACAGAUAUCUCCUUCUUCUCCCGAAGCUAACGCUCAGGAGAGCCCGGGUGUUUCUGUAAACCAACCCACAAAAAUCAGAUCUGGAAGCCCUGAUUAUAUACCUCCCAAAAUAUCUAUAAAGGCAGUUAAGGUCAAAUAUGGGGACUCAUGUGGAGAUAUCCCAGGAAUUGCUAUAAGCUCGGCAUUCGUACAAGAAAGCCCUCCUGUAAAAAUCACUGUAACAGAGCCAGCAAAAACUGUUACAAGAACUGAAAAGAUGGAACUUCCCCCAGUCACCGUUAUAAAAGAACUGACCGUUGUGGAACCUCCCUGCACUAUUGAGAAGGAAGUAUUCAUCACUCAGGAGCCCGAAGGCAUAGUUGAGGAGAAAACUGUUACCAAGCCAACUACAGUUGUGGAAUAUAAGACUGUGAGUGUUACAACCACUAGAACUAUAGUUCAAACAAUAACACCCAAUAGCAAUUCCAAGGAUGAGGAGGUUCCCAUUGCAACCAUAUGCCCCACAUCAGCUGAUAACUUUAACGAGAAAAAGGCCAAAGAAGAAGAUGUUGUUACAACGAUCAAUACAACCAUAAUGGUGGAAGACCCAGGAGAUAUGGAAUGUGAACAAGAAUGUGAAUGCCAGGAGGAAAACUGCGAGAAUCCUUGCGACAAGAUAAAAUGUGUGUCCAAGGAUGAGUUUUGA
Encephalitozoon romaleae SJ-2008 is the source of this 2388-nucleotide messenger RNA. RefSeq lists its product as hypothetical. The record is from RefSeq and is a predicted model, not a curated record. The transcript has a single exon. Lineage: Eukaryota; Fungi; Microsporidia; Unikaryonidae. The coding region runs from base 1 to 2388 and encodes 795 amino acids.